Molecule: messenger RNA, 1211 nt
Organism: Cuscuta epithymum
Lineage: Eukaryota; Viridiplantae; Streptophyta; Magnoliopsida; Solanales; Convolvulaceae
Source: the annotation of a GenBank genome assembly
GUUUCGUCCUAUUUAUAAUAGAUUUAAGUUUUAGUCUUAUUUAUCCAAUUAUGUUUACAUUUAUUAUGUUUUUACUUGGACUAUUUUCAGUCCUAGACAAGAACAGACUAGAACAGACCAAACCAGACUUCAAUAGACCAGACCAGACUUAAACAAAUCAGACAAGACCAAAUCAGACCAAACUUCCAUAGUUAUAAAAUACAUAGAGACUAGACAAUUAUGAGAUCAGACCAGUUUAGACCAGACCAGACCAGCAAAUUUCAGUCUAAUUAAAAACAUCCUUAAUCCUACUUAGGGACAAUUACUAUAUAGGAAUUUAUUACGGAGUAAUAAAUUAAGAAAAAAUGGAUGCAUGAUGCAGGUUCUUGUUGGGCAUUUUCAGCAGUGGCAGCUGUAGAGACCCUGCUAUGGCUAAAGAUCAAUCAUAGGCUCGUAAAUCUUUCAGAACAAGUGAUCCUCAACUGCGGUGUUGCGUUCUCUAGCUCCGGAUGCACCGGGGACCAAUUCAGCGUCGCAUUCGACGUCGUCCAACAGAUAGGCAUCCCCAGCGACGAAUUCUUUCCAUACCUCGGCGGGUCUAAGGGCUCCUGCGACUUGAAAACAAUAGCUGCUGUCGGGUACAAGAUUGGAGGAUACACAGAAAUCCAGGGAUCGCCUCGAGAGAGAGCAGUUUUGGAUGUGGUGCGGAAUCAGCCAGUGUCGGUGUCAAUCAACGGCGGCACACACAACUUCCAGCAUUACAAAGGAGAUAUCUUCGACGACCCGAGUUGCAGUGCCAGCCCGGAGGAUCAGAACCACGGGGUGACUAUUGUUGGGUUCGGUACGAGCAACAACGGGAAGAAAUAUUGGAAGGUGAAGAACUCAUGGGGUAAAACUUGGGGUGAGGAUGGGUAUAUGAGGAUUGCAAGGGACCAAGGACGAUGUGGAAUCGCUACUGAGGCCUACUAUCCAAAUGGUCCCAUCUAGAGCAUCUAUAUUGCCACAAUGUGCAUGGUGCAUGUGUGGUAUGAAAGAGAUAGACAUUAUCUCUCUCCUUAUUUGAAAGGUCUUAUGUGUUUUUGAUAAAUUUUUCUUCACAAUGUCAAGAAGGAUGUCUAGAUGUAGACAUUAUGGUUUCCAACUUUCCAACGAAGUUUACUAAAAUUAUAUAAAACCGUCGAAAGAGAGAGAUAGAAAGCGAGAAAUGUGAAUAAUUUAUUUUUUCUGUAUUA